Lagopus muta (rock ptarmigan) is the source of this 6234-nucleotide messenger RNA. RefSeq names its product multiple epidermal growth factor-like domains protein 6. Bases 528 to 4757 code for a protein of 1409 amino acids. Gene Ontology annotation, molecular function: protein binding; calcium ion binding. The record is from RefSeq and is a predicted model, not a curated record. Lineage: Eukaryota; Metazoa; Chordata; Aves; Galliformes; Phasianidae. The transcript has 35 exons.
AGGCGCUUUGUUCGAAGGCUCGGGGGCAGAAAGUUCGGGUGGAGACCCGGAGCUCUCCGGUGAUGCUCUCGGGGCUGAGGUUUUCUUCUUCCCGGCGCUGCUGGGUGGCAGCGCUGAGCCGCGCGCGGUGCUGCUCGCUGCGGGAGCGUUACCUGCGGGAAGCGACGGAGCAAACCUCAAAGCCGCCCCGGGUGCUGCACGGACCGCGUGCAGGCGGAGCUGAGUGCCGUAGCAGCUGCAGCCCGCGGCAGUUGGCGGUGCGCGGACACAAAGAGCUGCACGCACGGCUCGCGGCGCGGACCGGCCCUCCCUGAGCAAGUUUGUGAGGUGUUCUCGGCGGUGAGCGCCCUUUGUUUCGGAAUGUGAAGCGAAACGCUUAUCUUUCCGGACAAUUUCUUGAGUAGGACAGCCGGAAACGUGCACGGAAUCCCACGGACGAAGUUUUAUGCUCGCUGCCAAAUGUCUGCCCCGUGUUGGAGCUGGUGCUGGUGGGGCACCAACAGCCAUGUGUUCAGGCCUUCAGCCGCAUGGUGAAGAUGUGGAAACAGGGCUGCACAGGGAGGAGGUGGUGCAUGGGAUACGAGAGGAGGUCUGGUUACUACACUGUGUACAAGCAGGUGUACAGAAUGGAGCACCAGACUGUCUAUAAGUGCUGCCCUGGGUGGGCUCAACACAACAGCGAACCUGGCUGCUUGCAUAUGCUGUGUGCUGCUGACACUUGCUUCAAUGGAGGGAAGUGUUCUAAAGAAGGACCUCACGUGUGCCAGUGUCCUGCAGGAUUUCAGGGUCCUCACUGCCAGUAUGAUGUAAACGAGUGCAGCACUGAGAACGGAGGCUGUCAGGACCAAUGCUGUAACACCAUUGGCAGCUACCACUGCAAAUGUCCAGCUGGCCAGAAACUGGGGGAAGAUGGGAAAUCGUGUGGAGAUGUGGAUGAGUGUGCAGAGGUGAAUGGAGGCUGCCAGCAGGGCUGCAUCAACACCCACGGCUCCUUCCACUGCCACUGUCAGACAGGAUACAGGCUGCACUCCGAUGGACGCACGUGCUUGAUGAUAGACCCCUGCACAAGUGGGAAUGGAGGAUGCUCACACAUCUGUCAAAAUGAGAGAGGAACUGCCAAAUGCGAGUGUCACCCAGGGCAUUAUCUUUCUACAGACAAGAAGUCCUGCUUAGACAUUGACGAGUGUGCAGAAGGGAGAGCCAGGUGUGCUCAUCGCUGUGUGAACACGCUGGGAUCCUUCACCUGUGCCUGUAAUCCCGGCUUCGAGCUGGGGGCUGAUGGGAAGCAGUGCUACCGCAUUGAAAUGGAGAUAGUGGACAGCUGCCAGAAGGACAACGGUGGGUGCUCCCACGGCUGCGAGCACACGGCAACAGGGCCACGCUGCUCCUGCCACGAUGGCUACGUGCUCAGCUCAGAUGGCAAGGCAUGCACAGACCUGGAUGAAUGCGAGACCGGCGAGUCGUGCUGCUCCCAGUUCUGCAUCAACUACGUGGGCAGCUACGAGUGCAGCUGUAGAGCAGGCUUCCAGCCCAGUGCUGACGGCUGUGGCUGCAAUGAUGUGGAUGAAUGUCGUCUUGAGAAUGGCAACUGCGACCACGUCUGCAUUAAUUCCCUGGGGUCAUAUGAAUGUGCCUGCAAGGAAGGGUUCUGGCUGGGCGCUGACCGGCGCUCCUGCAUCGUGUUAGGAGGGGACUCAGCAGUGUCGGGCUUCGCAGGCGCUCCAGGGCUGCAGUUCAGAGGUGCCCCCCAGCUCCUGCACUACGUGCUCGGGGCCCUGCGUGAGGAUGAGGAUCAGCGAGGGGAGCUGACGCUGGUGCACAGAGCUGUUUGCCUUGAUAAUACUUUUGGCAAUGACUGCAGCUUGAGCUGUGAGGAUUGUAUGAAUGGAGGCAGAUGUAACAGUGAGAGCAGUGGCUGUGUUUGCUCACCUGGGUGGACCGGCAUUACCUGCAACGAAACCUGCUCCCAGGGCACGUACGGUGACGGUUGUGCAAGUACCUGCAAGUGCCAGAACGGAGGCUCCUGCGACCCCAUCACAGGGCUGUGUCGCUGCCCACCAGGAGUCCAGGGGCCAUUUUGUGAAGAUGGUUGUCCCAAGGGAUUUUUUGGGAAGAACUGCAACAAACCAUGCAACUGUGCCAACAGCGGCCACUGCCACCGGCUCUAUGGAGCCUGCUUGUGUGACCCUGGGCUGUACGGACGCUUCUGCCACCUCACCUGUCCCAGGUGGGCUUUCGGUGUGGGCUGCUCACAGGAGUGUCAGUGUGUGAAGGAGCACACGCUGGGAUGCAGUGCACAGAACGGGACCUGCAGCUGCAAGCCUGGAUAUCAUGGCAAGAAAUGCCAGAAAGCAUGCACACCAGGCUUUUAUGGGGCUGGUUGCAAACUGAGGUGCAACUGUUCCACCAACGUUUUGUGUGACCACGAGACGGGAGCCUGCAAGCGUCCAUGCCCGCCUGGUUUCCAUGGAGAAAAAUGCCAUUCCUCUUGCCAGCCCGGGAGGUUUGGGGUGGACUGCAGGCAGAGCUGCAGCUGCGGGGGAGCACCCUGCGACCCAGAGACUGGGCGUUGUAUUUGCCCAGCUGGGAAAACUGGUGCCAUGUGUGAGAGAGCCUGCCCUGUUGGAUACUAUGGACAAAACUGCCUGCUGCCAUGCAGCUGCAGCAGUGAUGCUUUUUGUCACCACAUCACUGGGGAGUGCAUGUGUCCCCCUGGCUGGACUGGUCACGACUGCAAGCACCCCUGCAAUAGCGGCCACUGGGGACAGCGCUGCGAAAACUCCUGUGCCUGCAAUAACAGCGAUGGGAGCUGCGAUCCUGUCACCGGGUCCUGCUUCUGUGAGCCAGGAUUCACCGGGGAGCACUGCGAGCAGAGAUGUCCUGAAGGAAGCUUUGGUCCCAGCUGCAAGCACAGCUGCCAGUGCCAGAAUGGGGCUGUGUGUGACCAUGUGAGCGGAGCCUGCACGUGCAGUGCUGGAUGGACUGGGACCUUCUGUGAGAAAGCUUGCCCAGAAGGAUUUUUUGGGCUUGACUGCCACCAGGUGUGCAACUGCAAGAACGCUGCAGGCUGUGACCAUGUCCUGGGGACCUGCCGCUGCCUCCCGGGCUGGAGGGGCGAGACCUGCGAGCAGCCGUGCCAGGGGGACAGGUUUGGGCAGGGCUGUGCUCACACCUGCAACUGUCACAACGGAGCAAUCUGUGAUCAUGUAACGGGAACAUGUGCCUGCACCCCGGGCUGGGGAGGAGCCACCUGCCAACAAGCCUGUCCUCAGGGCUGGCAUGGUGCCGGCUGCCUGCAGCGCUGCAUCUGCCCUGGCCAGACUGCGUGUGACCCCGUGACUGGAGAGUGCCAGUGUCCCAAGGGCCGGACAGGGACGUCCUGUGAGCUUGCGUGUCCCCCAGGAUAUUUUGGAGAGAGGUGUGAGGAGCAAUGUGACUGCGUUCACAGCGUGUCCUGCCAUCCCCAAACAGGGGCUUGUCGCUGUGCCAGGGGGUGGCGAGGCAGGCACUGUGACAAACCCUGCUUGCCUGGCCACUACGGUUUGGGUUGUGCCCGGCGGUGCCACUGCCCUGCAGGCAUCCCCUGCCACCACCUGACCGGUGAGUGCGGCUGUCCUCCAGGAUUCACUGGCCAUGGCUGCGAGAGAACUUGUCCACCAAACACGUAUGGCCAGAGCUGCAGCCAAACCUGUCGCUGCCGUGCUGAGGAGGACUGUCACCCCAUCACUGGGCAAUGUGUGUGCCACCCGGGGUACCACGGGGCCCUGUGCGACCGCCCAGGGUGUCCAAAAGGUACUUACGGUUCAAACUGCCAAAAAUCCUGUAAGUGCAUGAAUGGAGGCCAUUGCGACCCAGUGUCGGGAACUUGUGAUUGCGCGUCUGGUUUCAUUGGAGCCGACUGUAGUAAAACUUGCCCAGAAAAUCGAUACGGGAAAGACUGCGCCCUGUUUUGUGCAUGUGGUAAAGGUCAGUGUGACCCACGGACUGGCAGCUGUACCUGUCCUCCUGGCCAAAUGGGACCUGGCUGUCAACAAGUGUGUCCCCAGGGAUGGUUCGGCCCCAGCUGCCGCCUGACGUGCAGCUGUCAGAACGGUGCUAUCUGUGACCACGUGGAUGGCAGCUGCACUUGUGGACUCGGCUGGACAGGAAAAUCGUGCGAGAAAGAAUGUCUUCCUGGCAAGUAUGGCCCCAGCUGCAGCUUGGACUGCUCAUGCCAGCACAACGGCACCUGCGACAGGUUCACGGGCUGCUGCCACUGCCCAGCAGGGUUCUACGGCCGCUCUUGUGAGCAUGGGUGCCCCCCCGGGUUUUAUGGGCUGAGCUGCCUUCAUGCAUGUGCCUGUAAAAACGGAGCGAGCUGCGACGCCGUGAUGGGGCAGUGCGUUUGUCCCUCAGGGUACCAUGGUAUCCACUGCGAGAAAGGCUGUGCCAGUGGGCGCUUUGGUGAGCAGUGCCAGCACCGGUGUGACUGCGGAGGAGCUCCUUGCAACCCAGCCACUGGGAAGUGCCUCUGCCCACCUGGAAAGACUGGGGACAAAUGUGACAUUGGCUGCCGGUCGGACCAGUAUGGCCCCGACUGCUCUCUGCGAUGCCAGUGUGCCAAAAAGUCCCAGUGCAACCCAUACAAUGGGAAAUGUGUCUGUCCAGCCACGUGGAUGGGGCCAACCUGCAAGGAAGGUGGCCCUCCAAAGCUUCCUUUUUAUGAAGAACAAACUCAAGAAGGAGGGAAUAUUUUUCCGAGAGCUCUACAACAGUAACGUUUGGACUAAUAAAUGAACUCUUUUAUAUGCACAGAAGGUAUUUGAAUUUGGAUAUGAAAACAGGUAUUCAAUUCAGCCUGAAUUGUACUGAAGUAUUCACACUUCUUAUGGAAGACUACAGAGGCCUUUUAGUAGCUGGUUCCUUUUAAAAAGUUGAAUCUGUUUCAUGUAUUUAUUCCUAGCCUGUUGCCUCUCCAUUAGUCUACUUGGGACAUUCUUUCUGAUAAGUAGUAUAAUUCGUUGCUUGAAAGCUUGGACAUGUGGAUUUUUUGUUUUCUUUUUGCUUUUUGUAAAACCAGCUCCAAAGAGGAUCAGUAACACACCAAUUUAAAGUGAGCCAUGGCAUGCUAAAUGAGCAUUUAACAGAUUAUGAAGCUAAUGCAAGUUCACUGCAAAAUCACGUUGCUCAGAAACCAGUGGGAUUCACCGAGUCUGUGAAAAACAUUGUAUGUUCUAGAAAAUGAUCCAGUUUUAAAGUUACAGCUGAUGAAGAAUCUGCCACCAUCUUUGAUAAGUUAUGCAUUCGUUUGAGAAUACGUAUCACAUUUCAAGUGUGAAUUGGCUGGCUGGAAGGUCUCCAUCCAUAUCUUGUUUGCAUCUGAGGCUCCUUUCUAAAGAGCACAAUGUUAACUGUCAGGCUCCUCUGGUUUUCUGUGUUCUCCCAUCUCAUCAAUGGAGUUUCUCAGCAGUUUGUGAAGUCAAACUGUACAGCAGUUCUUGUAAAACUUUCCUACAAUGGAGGAAGCUGUAUCUUGGAUGGAGAAAGACGAUAGUGAGGAUAGAUAUGUAACAAUAAUCUGAGUUCUUUUUAUGUAAAGGAUUAUAAUGUGAUCUUUACCACACAGUAAUCUAAUUAUCAGCUUUAACAAGUCCUGAUACCACUCAACAGCUGCUGUUGGUCACCUACAACAAUGGCAUUUUGGUGCUAUUUUUGUCUCUUUAGACAGGCUGGUUUUUAAUAUAGGACCAAGUCGUUAUUAAGAAAUAAUAUUCUUUAUUUUAGUAUUCUGAGUUAACAAGGCUAAAAGAUUUCAGAGUAACUCUUAGUACUUCUCCUUAGAUUAAGGGUUACAAAACGUGCUCAGUAACCUCUUGAGUCUUACUAAAUCAGGGGUGCCCUUGGUUAAAGGCACCAGGACCACGGGCUCUGGCCAGGUAGCACAAGCUCUUCCAGGUUUUGUGUUCAUGCUAGCAUUACCAUUCACACACCACAACGAAUCACAACUCCGCAAGGGAUUUUUGUCAUAGAAGAGAGAAAGUGGCAAUAAUUGAAGCUCACUUGUGAUUUUGAAUAAUGUUUAUGUUUGCAAUUGGAUAAUGAGUAUGUGAAGCAACAGUUACCUCUUGGUUCUCCUCAAGUCCUAAACCAGUAUGUCUGGUUCGAAGCAAGUAAUGCUUGCUCACCUGGAACUGCAAUUCAAGCUGUGAUCUUUUGGAAGCAAUAAAGGUUUACUAGGUGUUUUUUCAAGCCUCA